Molecule: messenger RNA, 2166 nt
Organism: Elephantulus edwardii (Cape elephant shrew)
Lineage: Eukaryota; Metazoa; Chordata; Mammalia; Macroscelidea; Macroscelididae
Gene: ZSCAN10
Product: zinc finger and SCAN domain containing 10
Exons: 5
Coding region: 1-2166 (721 amino acids)
Cellular component (GO): nucleus
Source: RefSeq, a predicted model, not a curated record
AUGGGGCCGCGGGCGUCCCUGAGCCGGCUCCGGGAGCUCUGUGGUCACUGGCUGCGGCCAGCUCUGCUCACUAAGAAGCAGAUGCUGGAACUGCUGGUGCUGGAGCAGUUCCUCAGCGUGCUGCCCCCACACCUCCUGGGCCGUCUGCAAGGGCAGCCACUCAGAGACGGGGAAGACGUGGUGCUGCUGCUGGAGGGCAUUAAGAUGGAGACCAACAACGUGGGACCGCUGGAUUUUAGCUUUAGUGCUGGCAAGAAUUACCCUGGUACAGAUGCCACCUCGGAGGAGCAAGGGGGCACUCCCCAGGCCACUAGCCAAAUCUACAAAGAGGAAGUACCUCCACAGGAUCCUCGUGCAUCGAUGGAACUACCUUCAUCCCAGCCAGAGGCCACCAAGUCGGCUGAGCAAGAAGCCUGGGUACCCAGCCCAAGUUUAACACAACUCCAGAGCCCUGCCCCCAAAAGAACCUUCCAGAGUCUUCAAGAAAGUGCUCCCUGGGGCCCUGUGCUGUGGUCAGAGAAUUACCAGGAUCAAGAACUGGCUGCUGUGUUGGAGUCCUUGACCUUUGAGGAUGUUCCUGCAAAGAAGGCCUGCGCUGCGCACCCUCUAGGGUCUGGAAGCAAGACCCCACACAAGGAGGAAGUUAAACAGGAAAAACCCAAAGAGGCUGUCUCCGAUGAUGCUCAAAAAAAUAGUCCCAUUGAAGCAAAAGACCACUUUCCGGCGACCAGCUGGGGUCCUGAGAAGGGCACAGCCACUGGAGAAGGCCUCUCUGGCACAGCUGAAGGUGUGGAGGCGCCAGCCCUGGCUCCGGAGGCAGCGGCGGAGGGUCCCUCCAAGGAUGCACCUCUCAUCUGCACCAAGUGCGGGGCAAGCUUCCCGCACCUGUCGCGCCUGGAGGCGCACCACCGGCACUCGCACGCACGGGGACGCUCCUUCCCGUGCCUGAGCUGCGGCAAGAGCUUUGGCCGCAGCUCCAUUCUCAAGCUGCACAUGCGCACGCACACAGACGAGCGCCCGCACGCUUGCCACCUGUGCGGCCAGCGCUUCCGCCAGAGCUCGCACCUGACCAAGCACCUGCAGACGCACUCGGAGCCUGCCUUCCUGUGCGCCGAGUGCGGCCAGGGCUUCCAGCGGCGGACCAGCCUCCUGAAGCACCUGCUGGCGCACUCCCAGGACCAGGGUCACAGCCAGAACCAGAAGCCACCCGCGCGGCCACGAGAGCCUGGGUCCUUCCUGUGCUCACACUGCGGCCAGAUCUUCCAGCGCCACUCCAGCCUCAAACGCCACCUGCGCAUGCAUGCCAGGGAGAAGAACCACCAGUGCGCUGAGUGUUCCAGCACCCUCCAACCCACCUCAGAGCACAGGCCCUAUGUGUGCGACGUCUGCGACAAGGCCUUCCGGCGCAGCGAGCACCUGGUGGCCCACCGGCGUGUGCACACAGGCGAGCGGCCCUUCUCCUGCCAGGCCUGCGGCCGCAGCUUCAGCCAAAGCUCACAGCUGGCCAGCCACCAGCGGGUGCACACGGGUGAGAAGCCCUACGCCUGCCCGCAGUGCGGGAAGCGCUUUGUGCGGCGCUCGGGCCUGGCCCGCCACCAGCUGAUCCAUGGAGGUCCCCGGCCCCAUUAUUGCACCCAGUGUGGCAAGACCUUCGUGCAGACGCAGGACCUCGCCCGACACCGGCGCAGCCACGCGGGGGAGAAGCCCUGCUGCUGCAGCGAGUGUGGCGAACGCUUCAGCCAGAUCUCGCACCUGACCCGCCACCAGCGCAUCCAUACCGGGGAAAAGCCACACGCCUGCGACACCUGUGGCCACCGCUUCCGCAACAGCUCCAACCUCACCCGACAUCAGCGCAGCCACACCGGCGAGCGGCCUUAUAGCUGCCCUACAUGUGGCCGCAGCUUCCGGCGCAAUGCGCACCUGCAGCGGCACUUGGUGACCCACGGAGAGGCUGGAGAGGAGGCAUCUGGGGCACAGCAGCUGGAGGCCCCCCAGGAAUGCACAGAGUGCGGCAAGAGCUUCAACCGCAGCUGUAACCUGGUGCGGCACAUGCUGGUCCACACGGGCGCCAGGCCCUACUCCUGUCUGCAGUGCGGUCGCGGCUUUAGCCGCAACUCACACCUGCUGCGUCACCUGAGGACCCAUGCUCGCGAGAACCUCUACUAG